Messenger RNA from Rotaria sp. Silwood1, 1359 nucleotides. The record is from the annotation of a GenBank genome assembly. Lineage: Eukaryota; Metazoa; Rotifera; Eurotatoria; Philodinida; Philodinidae.
AUGUCGUCAAAUACAUAUACAAAUGUAAGUAAUCAACCACCACAACAAUUACAAUAUUAUGGUAUAACUCGUAGUCGUUCUCGUCAACGCAGUAAUGGUGGGGAUUCACGGGCCAAUAAUCAAUAUCUAUUUAGAAACAAUCGUUUUAUUCCUCCACAAAAUAAUCGGAGAAACUAUUAUCAAAAUUUUCAGAAUGGAUAUCGAAGAUUAUAUCGUGAAAAAAUUUAUUAUAAUCGUUAUUAUCAACCACCACAACAAUAUUAUCAGCAACAUAUUAAAAGAAGAAGUAGUCAAAAUCGAUUAAACAAAAGAAGACCAAGUUUAAUUCGAACUCAACAACGUGGUCCAAGGCAAUUAAAAUUAAAUGAUUUUAUGCCAACAGAAUUAAGAAGUCGAUCAACAAGUCUUCCUUCUGAUUUUAAUUUACAAAAUAAUACAAAUCCUGCACCACCAGAUGCAUUACCUCAACGAGCAAGAUUUAUUAAUAAUACUACUCAACCUUUUGUUGUUAAUAAUCAAAAUAAUACAGCUAGAACAACAGAUUCAUAUCAACAAAGAAAAAUAACUACUGCAUCAUUUCGACGUCAACAAAAACGGAAUUAUCCACAACAAAAUCGAAAAAACAGUAUUAGUACUAAUAAUACGAAUCGAUUUGCUUUAUUAGCUGGUGCUGAUGAUAAUGAAACAAGUGACAUUGAAUCAAAUAUUGAUGAUAAUAAACCUGUAGUUGUUCUAGAAAAUAAUAAAAAUAAAAAUAAAAAUAAUAAGAAGAAAGAUAAAAAGAAUAAAGUAUAUGCAUAUCUUCAAAAUAAUAGAAUUUUAGCUUGGUUAAAAGAUGAUCUAUCAUUAUCGGAAAUUAUUAAAGGACUUGGUAUAGAAAAGAAACAUUGGGCUAAAGAUGUUGUAAAACGAACAAAAAAACGUGAUGAUAUUGAAAAUACACGAUUUAUUCAAAAGAAAAUUAGUCAAUUAUCAUCAUCGAUUGCUGAACUUUGGGCUUCUAUAUCUGAUUUACAAAUUCAACUUGCAACAUAUUGGUCACAAGUUCCUAAACGAACAAGUAAACGUACUGAUACAAAUAAUCAAGUAGUAAAUCAAACACAAACUCCAGUAUUAACAACAACAACAACAGCCCAACCUAUUAGUACUACAACAGCUAAUACAACUACACCAAUAAUGUCACCGGAACGUAUUCGAAGUGAAAUAGAUAAAAUUGAAGAAGCUAUUCUAAAAUAUAUUCAGCAUUGUACUCAACAUAUUAAAAAGUUAGCUGAUAAUCGUAUAAGAUUAGCUAAAGCAGAAAUUGAUGAAUUCAAAGCUUUAGAAGAUUUUGAACAAAUAGCGACUCCAGCACAAUGA